AUGAGCUUUUUGCCGCAGAAGAUCAAGAUGAUCAAGAACAGUGUAUAUGCUAAUUAUUUUCCCUACAUGUUCUUUAGAUCACAUUACAAGCACCCGAGCCCGUCAUCGUAAACCACUUCUGUUCAUGUGCAGCUGGGAGAGCUUUGUGCAAUCAUCUGGUGGCUCUACUCUUCCAGACUGCACAUUACACCACAAUGGGGUUGAAGACCGUGCCACCACCAUUGCCUUGCACAGGGGUACUGCAGUCGUGGCACAGGCCAAGGACUCGGUGAGUUUUUAAAUUGAAAUAACUUUUCAUAUUGUCAUAGAGAAGACACAUUUUGCAUUUUUGUAAACUCAUAUUACUACACAUCGUUCUACAUUCAUCCUGAAUCUUUUUGUAUUAUUAUUUUUAACCAGAGGAUUCGACCAGAGCCCACUGAUGAAAUGGUUGUGAGGAAGCCAAGGACAUCAGGCAGGAGUGGCAUAAAAUCCACUCUUGACCAAGCAUUCCCUGGUGAGUUACAAUUGUCUUUAAACAAGUUGGCAUUCCCAGGCUGUCCCCAUUAUACUCCCACGUUGUCUUCACUCAUGUGUUGAAAUGUAUUGGACUAAAGUUUUACAAUCUUGGCUGACAUUCAUUUCUUGUCUAUGCUUCUUUUUUAUGUGUUUCUGGGACCCUUCCUGACAUGACGGUGCUGUCUGCUGGACCAAGUUUGAGGAGCAUGAGACCACAGCCUGCCAUUGCCAAGGUGCUGCAUGGAUUGGAAGAAAUUACUCUGGCUGACUCUAGAUUUGGUCCAGUGCCCCGCAGGUCAGUGCUGUCAUGUCAGUGUCCCCCUACUGUCAACAGAGAUUCUAAAGCAUCCAGAUGCUCCUGCAUUCCCCCAACUCCCAGUAAAAGAAAGUCAAUUGCACAGUAA
Molecule: messenger RNA, 902 nt
Organism: Coregonus sp. 'balchen'
Lineage: Eukaryota; Metazoa; Chordata; Actinopteri; Salmoniformes; Salmonidae
Source: the annotation of a GenBank genome assembly